Poecile atricapillus (Black-capped chickadee) is the source of this 2141-nucleotide messenger RNA. RefSeq names its product sorting nexin 17 (gene SNX17). The transcript is spliced from 15 exons. The record is from RefSeq and is a predicted model, not a curated record. Gene Ontology annotation, molecular function: phosphatidylinositol binding. The coding region runs from base 161 to 1576 and encodes 471 amino acids. Gene Ontology annotation, biological process: signal transduction; intracellular protein transport. NCBI's taxonomy places the organism in Eukaryota, Metazoa, Chordata, Aves, Passeriformes, Paridae. Gene Ontology annotation, cellular component: early endosome.
GAGCGGGGUGAAUCGGGGCGGGCGAAGAGCGACGGCCCCGGGCGGGGCGGAGCGGGGCGGCCCUGGGGCGGGCGGUGCUGCCGGCCGCGCCAUCGCGGGGAGUGCUGGCCCGAGAUGGCGGCGGCGGGAGGCGGGUAGCGGGGGCGCGCUCGGCCCGGCCAUGCACUUCUCCAUUCCCGAGACCGAGACCCGCGCCGGGGACGGCGGCGCCCCCGCCUACGUGGCCUACAACAUCCACGUGAACGGGGUGCUGCACUGCCGGGUGCGCUACAGCCAGCUCCUGGGCCUGCACGAGCAGCUGAGGAAGGAGUAUGGCACCAAUGUGGUCCCAGCCUUUCCCCCAAAGAAGAUCUUCACGCUCACCCCAGCGGAGGUAGAGCAGCGACGGGAGCAGCUGGAGAAGUACAUGCAGGCUGUGCGGCAGGACCCAAUGCUGGGAGGCAGCGAGACCUUCAACAGCUUCCUGCGCAAGGCACAGCAGGAGACGCAGCAGAUCCCCACAGAGGAGGUGGUGCUAGAAGUGCUGCUUUCUAAUGGGCAGAAGGUCAAGGUCACCAUCCUUACGUCAGACCAGACAGAGGAUGUCCUUGAGGCUGUGGCCUCCAAGCUGGAUCUGCCAGAUGACCUGGUUGGCUACUUCAGCCUCUUUCUAGUGAGACAGACCAAGGAUGGAGCUUUCUCCUUUGUGCGAAAGCUGCAGGAGUUUGAGCUGCCGUACGUGUCAGUCACCAGCCUGCACAACCCUGAGUUCCAGAUCAUCCUGCGCAAGAGCUACUGGGACUCGGCCUAUGAUGAUGAUGUGAUGGAGCAUCGUGUGGGGUUGAACUUGCUGUAUGCACAGACGGUGUCAGACAUUGAACAUGGAUGGAUCCUUGUCAACAAGGAGCAGCACCGGCAGCUGAAGUCCCUGCAAGAAAAGGUCUCCAAGAAGGAGUUCAUCCGCCUGGCGCAGACCCUGAAGUACUACGGCUAUCUCAAGUUCGACCCCUGCGUCACCGACUUCCCUGAGAAGGGCUGCCAUGUCGUCGUCAGUGCCGGCAACAACGAGCUCAACUUCCAGGUGCGGCUGCCGAAUGAGCAGAUCAAAGAGGGCAGCUUCAAGGUCACGCGCAUGCGGUGCUGGCGGGUCACAUCCUCGGUGCCGAUGAGCAACGGCCCUUCGGGGAGCAGUCCAGGGAAGUCUGAGGUGAAGCUGGAGUUGGCUUUUGAGUACCUGAUGAGCAAGGACCGGCUGCAGUGGGUCACCAUCACCAGCCCACAGGCCAUCAUGCUGAGCAUCUGUUUGCAGUCCAUGGUAGAUGAGCUGAUGGUGAAAAAGUCUGGAGGCAGCAUCCGCAAGAUGUUUCGGCGGCGGGUGAAUGGGGCUCUGCGGCGCUCUGACAGCCAGCAAGCUGUGAAGUCACCCCCGCUGCUGGACUCACCCGACGCCUCCUGGGAGCCCAUGGCCAAACUCUCGAGCAAGCUCACUUCUGUCAGCCUGCGUGGGAUCAGCCACUCCAGCUCUGCAAACGAUGUGGGUGCUAACGACUUCCACGGCAAUUAUGCCUUUGAGGGCAUUGGCGAUGAGGAUCUGUAGUGCCCCCUAUCCCAGGACAGCCCCGGCCUGAGCAAGGGCCUUCGCUGAGGAAUGUAUGACCUGCAGCCAGGUUGCAAUCAACGUGCCUCUCACCUGCUACAUCCACCUUUCCCUGCUCCCCGGGGCUGGGAGCUCACCCCCAACCCACCAUUGCCUUCGAGGUGGGGGCAGCUGAACUCCUCCCGCUGCUGGCUCCAGCUGGGAGAGGGCUUGUUUGACCUGAACGGUUUGCCCGGGCAGAGCCCUGGAGCUGCAGUGCGAGGCCUGGCCCAGCACGGGGGCAGAGCUGCUCCUGUCCCAGCUGGGAAGGCCUGGCCCAGCCUUGGGGCAGACCCAGGCAGGCUCCAUUAAUGCCAAAUUAGCGUUUAGGUUUCUGCUCCAAGACAGAGUGCAGUAAGCUGUCUCAGGGGGCUCCACGCAGAGUCCCCUCUAACCCGCUCAUAGACGCCAGCGUAAUCUAGGCUUGUAACCACGUAUCUCCUGCUGCUCAGCCCGACAGAGCAUUAAUGGACAGUAACUGAUGUUUACACACUGCAACAAUGAUUAAAAUGGAUCCUGAUUGGUA